Archocentrus centrarchus (flier cichlid) is the source of this 2103-nucleotide messenger RNA. It is a transcript of the gene plbd2, whose product is annotated as phospholipase B domain containing 2. Gene Ontology annotation, cellular component: extracellular region. Gene Ontology annotation, molecular function: glycerophospholipase activity. The record is from RefSeq and is a predicted model, not a curated record. Gene Ontology annotation, biological process: phospholipid catabolic process. Lineage: Eukaryota; Metazoa; Chordata; Actinopteri; Cichliformes; Cichlidae. The transcript is spliced from 12 exons. The coding region runs from base 15 to 1706 and encodes 563 amino acids.
UUGUGUCUGUAAACAUGGCGUCCAGGUGUUACGGAGGUAGAAGUUUUACUGAGAUUUUAUAUAUUUUUAAAAUGCUUCUGUUUUUGUUUUGCUUGUACGCGGCUGUUCGAGCAGAAAUACGAACGGCUGUUAUCGACAAGCAAACGGGACAGCUGUCUGUCAUAGAGGGAUAUCGAGAGGAUUUUGUGGCUUGGGCAAACUUCACUGAUGAUAUCGACGCAUCAGGCUGGUCUUUCUUGGAGGUCACUACCAGCAGCCAGUACAAUGACAGCAUCCAAGCCUACGCUGCAGGAGCAGUUGAGGCUGCAGUAACCUCUCAGCUAAUCUAUAAGCACUGGAUGAACACUCUGAUGGGUUACUGCGAGCCCUUGAUGUAUGAAUCUGCUUACUGCGAGCGCCUUAAAUCUUACAUAAUAACCAAUAUGCAGUGGAUUCAGGAGCAAAUCAAGAAGAACCCAAAUUCACCCUACUGGUACCAGGUGCAUCUGACAUUUCUACAGCUGAAAGGUCUGGAGGACAGCUACAAUGACCAGCUAUCUUUCCCAACAGGGACAUUCUCCCUCAACCCAUUUGGCUUCCUACUUUUUCAAAUGGGUGGCGAUCUUGAGGACCUGGAAUCAGCUCUGAAUAAAUCCAGCCAAACUCGACCCAUUGGCUCUGGCUCCUGCUCUGCAUUGAUUAAGCUUCUGCCUAACAAUAAGGAACUGCUGGUGUCACACGACACUUGGAACACCUACCAGGCAAUGCUGCGCAUCAUGAAGAAAUACAUCUUUGCCUUCAAAGUUUCGCCUCUAGACAAUUAUGUUCUUCCUGGAAGAAUUCAGGCGUUCUCAUCUUAUCCUGGAUCGAUCUUCUCUGGAGAUGACUUUUAUAUCCUAAGUAGUGGCUUGGUUACUUUGGAAACCACCAUUGGCAACAGCAACCCUGCUCUGUGGAAAUAUGUUCAGCCCACAGGAACAGUCAUGGAGUGGCUAAGGAACAUUGUUGCAAAUCGACUGGCUGCUACUGGCAAGGACUGGGCAGAAAUUUUCAAACAGUACAACAGUGGCACGUAUAACAACCAGUGGAUGAUUGUUGACUACAACCACUUCACUCCAGGAAAGACCGACAUCACAGAGGGGCUCUUUGUUGUGUUGGAGCAGAUUCCGGGACUCGUCAUUUAUACUGAUAAAACUCAGGAACUGCUGAAGAAAGGAUACUGGGCUAGUUAUAACAUACCGUACUACGUGGAGAUAUUUAAUGCCAGCGGCUGCAAUGAGUUGGUUGAGAAGUUUGGCUCGUGGUUUUCUCUGGACCAGAAUCCUCGGGCUCAGAUUUUCAGGAGAAACCAGACAGAUGUCACAGAUGUGGAUUCCAUGGUUCGUCUCAUGAGGUAUAAUAAUUUUAAAGAAGAUCCACUAUCAAAGUGUGACGGCUGUAAUCCACCUGAAAAUGGAGAGAAUGCAAUCUCAGCACGUUCAGAUCUGAACCCAGCUAAUGGAACAUAUCCAUUUGGCGCCUUAAAGCAGAGACCACACGGAGGAACAGACAUGAAGCUGACUUCCUAUGAGAUGUUCCGAGAGUAUGGCAUGCUGGCAGUGAGUGGGCCAACCUGGGACCAAGUGCCAACGUUCCAGUGGAGCACUUCCCCCUACAAAGACCUGAUGCACAUGGGUCACCCUGAUGUCUGGACUUUCAAGCCUAUAAAAGUCAUCUGGACUUCUUAAGUGGCAUCAUAGGGUAUAUACAAUAAGGAUAUUAAUAAAUGUAAAUGGUUCGUGCUAUGCUGUUUGACAAAGGGAAAUGGUAAAAACAAUCAUCACUGCUUGUCACAAAAGUGUUGAAGUGGUACAGUAGUAGUUUUAUAAUAGUCUACUAUUUGAAUAAGAAGACUCAAGAGUUGAUUGUUUUUGAGUUUUCUAUUUCUAAUCUAAAAUUGAAUUCUGAUUUUCACCAAUCUAAUAAAUAUGCACAUUUCUUUGGAGAAAUCACCAAGUAUUAAUACUCACAUUGAUACUGAUGCACUUUGUCAUGUUUUGAUUGUAGAAUGAAUCAUUCUGUAUUUUCUGAACUUUUUAAAAAAAAAUUUUAAAUAAACAAUGAAGGAAACCUUUUUUUCUAAAU